Messenger RNA from Symbiodinium sp. CCMP2592, 1536 nucleotides. The record is from the annotation of a GenBank genome assembly. NCBI's taxonomy places the organism in Eukaryota, Dinophyceae, Suessiales, Symbiodiniaceae.
AUGGCACGACCCCCUUCGGCGGAUGCCGAUCUUCUGCCCCGCGCAGCCCUGCGCUCGAUGGAGGCACCAAACAGCCCUCAGAUCGAAAUAUGGCAGUCAGCGAUGAACACUGGCGACCGACUGUCGCCGAAAGCACCGGGCUCUUUCGUUCCUGACUUCGCUUUCCAAGGCAUCGAAGUGGAAGUGACGGACGUGCCGGAACAGGUCAUUGAGGGAUUCGGGGGCGCCUUCACGGAAUCGAGUGGUCUGGUCUUCAGGAAGCUGACCGACGCGCAGCAACGCGCCUUUCUGAAAGACUACUUCAGCACGGAGGGUCUCGGCUACGUGAUGGGCCGCACGCAUAUUAACAGCUGCGACUUCUCGGUGGGCAGCUAUUCCUUCGACGAGGUUGCCGGAGACGUGGAUCUGACGGCAUUUGACACCACACUGUCCAGAGACUUGAAGGCGUUGAUACCCCUCAUCUGGGCCGCUCAGAAAGUGGUGAGGGCCGAAGGGCGCGAGAUGAAGAUGUUGGCAUCCCCCUGGAGCCCACCUGCAUGGAUGAAGAAUCUGGCAUUCAAUCCGGGGGCGGGGAUGGACCAUUCCAGCGCACCGUGCUUGAAAGCUGACAUGCACAACGUUUGGGCGCGAUACAUCUCGAAGUGGGUGUCCUCGUACAAGGCAUACGGCAUCCCCAUUUGGGCAGUCACUGUUCAGAACGAGCCCGAGAAUAACGCAACCUGGGAAGCCUGUCUCUUGACAGCUGACGAAGAGGCAGCCUUUGUCGGUCAGCACUUGGGUCCAGUCUUGCAGGCGGAUCAUCCCGAAGUGGAGGUGUUCGGGUUCGAUCACAACAAAGACCACGUUCUCGUCUACGGUCGCACGUUGCUUCAAGACGAGGCUGCGUCCAAAUACCUCUCUGGCAUCGCAUACCAUUGGUAUGCUGGCGAUGGCUUCGACCAGCUGAAGCAGCUCAAGGCCGAGUUUCCGAAGGCCAAGAUGCUGCCCUCCGAGGCUACCUGGGAGGCGUAUCGCUGGACACCAGGAACGAAGCUUUCGCAAGGCGACUGGCACUUCGGUGAAGGCUAUGCGCACGACAUCAUUGGCGACCUCAACUCGGGUGCAAUCGCGUGGGUGGACUGGAACCUCAUUUUGAACGAGACUGGUGGGCCCAACCACGUCAACAACGUUUGUGACGCAGCCAUGCAGGUCAACUUUUCCAGAGGAGAGGUCUACCAUCACCCGCAGUUCUACUACAUAGGUCACUUCUCCAAGUUCCUGACGCCGGGGUCUGUUCAUUUAACGUCAUACACCAGGAGGAGUCCUACAUAUCAAGGUCCACCUCGUCCGUAUGGAACCUGCACGGGGCAGGAUGGGCUUCAAGCAACAGCAGGGCGCACGCCAUCCGGCAAGGUUGUACUGGUCGUGCUCAACUGCGGUGAUGCAGACCUGGAGUUCAAGCUCAAAUACGCAGCUUCGGCGCAGAAGUUUGUGAUUCCGGCUCAUGCCAUUCAGACAUAUCGCUUUGACGCCGAUGUCAGCAAGGUAUCCAUGUGA